AUGGAUCGUAAGAGAAAACGUGAAUUGCGUGACGUCAACUCGAAGGCUUGGGCUGGCGCAACAGACUUGUUUAGUGUCAACAACUCUCUCGACUCAUCCCUCAAGAAAAAUACUGCCUUCAUAAAGCGACUACGGACAGCCAUCACAGCUGCUAGCACCACCACCUUUCUCCAAGAAAUCCGCUCCCUGUCGCUUCAAAAGUACCUUUCCGAGGUGAUAUCCGCCAGCUAUGAAGGUCUCACCAAGCUCAAGACGCCGGGAGAGAUCGCGGCGGGGGUGGAGAUUAUCGGUGCACUACAUCAGCGCUUUGGACCGGCUGAGUACACAAGCUACCUCGGAUGGCUGAUCGGACGGGGCUUGAGCACACCGGACAAGGGACAGCUGAAGAAUCUAGGGCAGGAAGCGAGAGAAAAGGAAGAGAAAGAGCGUCUAACAAGGCAUAGGGUGCUGCUCAAAGUUGCGACCGAACUUUGGCUUGUAGGCUUGCUGCGGAGCUUGGACGACGUUGCAAGGCCUGAGGAUGCUACGGCCAGGGGAAAGGAAAACGCUGGACCUGCGAGCAGUAAACUGGGUGAAGCUGUGGGGAAGUCAAAAUCUGGACAAGGCGUCGGUAAGGCGGGGUCUACAGACGCAGAACCUUUUCCCCUCGAAGUACUCAAAGAUUUGCUUGGCCAUGAUAAAGAGCACGUCAAUCUUCCUCUGGUAGUUUUGUUCGUGAAGAGCUUUGGUUGGGAUGUAUUGGGUAUCAAAUCGCCAAGCACAGACGGACAGAAAUCUGUCAAACCCGACGGGGCGAUCUCAGCAGCUCCGGAAACAUACGACCAGAGCUCAACUGACGAGGAUCUUGUCACAAGAGUAGAAGAUCCCCCGUUGACCACCACAGAACUCCAACAGCGCUUCAAAAACGUACUCAAUCGCUACUUUGAAGACGUCAAAACCCACAUCAUCCAGGGUAACAAAAGUAUCACUGCACAAGGACGACGGAAUGCUGAGGCCUAUGUCAAAUCCGGUGAAGUCUUUGAAGAUCGUCAGGCAAACUAUGACAAACAAUUGAAGUCCCAAGAGAAGCUAAUAACUAAUGCGCAAAUCCUGUGCGACGCGCUGGAAAACCAGGAAAUGCCAGACUUGAAAGAGAAAGACACACAAGAUACGGGAGCAUUUGCUGGGAUAGGGCUUGUCAAGACUGGCGAAUACCUUCGUGGUCAAGCCGACGGUGCAGGCAUCUGGGAGGAUGACGAGGAGCGCCGUUUUUAUGAAAAUCUGAUAGAUCUGCAAGAUCGGGUACCAGGGAUUUUGCUCGAAGACGGGAAGAAAAAGAAACAAGAAGGAGAUGAGCAGGUGGGCAAGCGAGUGGAAACCAAUGACGAAGUCAAGGAUUUGCAUGAGAAGGUGCCCUCGACUACAGCGUCGAACGAUCAGUCGACUGCAAUCGCCAAUAAAACCGUUGGUGCACAGGUGGAUGCCCUUCUAGCUCGCCUUCCGGAACUUCAAAACAAGGAGCAGAUCGACCAAGCUGCAAUGGACUUCUGCUUCCUCAAUUCUAAAGCAUCUCGAAAUCGCUUGAUCAAGACCGUCCAAGAAGUGCCCAAGGGCCGAUCUGACCUGUUACCAUCCUACUCACGCCUGGUGGCAACAUUGGGAAAGUAUAUGCCCGAUGUCUCUCACGGCCUGGUAUCGCAUCUCGAUGAUGAGUUCAGAAGCCUGCAACGGCGUAAGCAAAAGGACUUCCUGGGCCAGGUCCGAACCAGCAACAUUCGAUACCUUGCAGAGCUCACGAAAUUCGGCGUUGUGCCAGAGCACGUCAUUUUCCACUGUCUCAAAGUCAGCUUAGACGACUUUUCAAGGAUGAAUAUCGAGAUCAUUGGCAAUCUUCUGGAGAACUGCGGUCGCUAUCUGCUUCGGAACCCAGACACGGCUCCCAGAAUGAACUCGUUCCUGGAGACGCUGCAACGAAAGAAGGCUGCUCAGCACCUUGGGCAGCAGGAGCGAAUGCUGAUCGAAAAUGCAAUGUACUAUGUUAAUCCACCCGAGAGGGCUGCCAUUGAACAAAAAGAACGGACGCCCGUCCACCAAUAUGUCUCGCGACUUGUCUACCUUGACAUGAACAAACGCACCUACACCAAGGUACUCAAGUCUUUGCGCAAACUCCAUUGGGAGGAACAAGAGGUUGUCAAUAUGCUAGAGAAGAUCUUUUCCAAACCUGGUAAAGUCAAAUACAGCAACAUUCAUCUGCUUGCUGUCCUCAUCGGAUCUCUAUAUCGCUACCAUCAAGACUUCGUGAUCAUGGUCAUUGAUAACCUCAUGGAGAACAUCACGUUAGGCUUGGAACAGAAUGACUUCAAAUUCAAUCAGCGUCGACUAGCGGAGGUUAAGUAUCUGGGAGAACUAUACAAUUACAAGAUGGUUGACUCGCCCCUGAUCUUUGACACGCUUUACCGGAUGGUUACCUUCGGACACCCCGGUGGAACACCGACUCGAGAGAGACUGAACCCAAUCGACAUGCCCGAUGACUUUUUCAGAAUACGUCUUGUGUGCACUCUUCUCGACACUUGCGGCUUAUGCUUUGAUCGUGGCGCCGCCAAGAAGAAGCUUGAUUUCUUCCUGACAUUCUUCCAGUACUAUAUCCACACAAAGGAGAAUCUUCCCAUGGACAUUGACUUCAUUAUCCAGGACACGUUUUCGCUAACGCGACCGCAAUGGAAGCUUGCUGCUGACUUUGAAGAAGCUGGUCGUGCGUUCGCCGACUUGGUGAAGCAGAACUACAAAGCACAGGAACAGGAGAAGCCAAUUGAAGCAGAAGAACCUGACGAUGGAGUCUCUUCCGAGGAUGAAGCUGAUGAAGAUGAGCUACCCGUGCCAGAUGUGGACGCUCAAUCAUCAAGUGACGAAGCUGAAUUAGAGCCCAUUACUAAUGGCGAAUCGAAACAUGACUCCGAUUUCGAGGAGGACAUUGUCGUCACGCGUCAAGAGGAAGAGCGAGAUCCUGAAGCUGAAGCUGAAUUUGACAGGGAGCUUGCCAAGAUGAUGUCGGAGAGCCUAGAUUCUCGCAAAUUCGAUCGAAAGCCCAUGUUUGAUGUUCCACUACCUAUGCGUCGUGCACAGCGAGAGACGACGACCGCCGCCGAUGACAGUGGCAACGAGGGCGGUACCGCGACCCCACCCAACGCCAAUACCAUGGCAUUUUCCCUUAUGACCAAGAAAGGGAACAGACAGCAGACUCGAACCAUCGAGAUGCCCUCCGACUCCCAUUUCGCCGUUGCGAUGAAGUCCCAAAAGGAAGCUGAGCGCGCAGAACAACAGCGUAUCAAGAACCUGGUCUUGAACUAUGAUCUGCAAGACUCAAGCACAGAUGCUGGUCUAGGUGGCGAGAAGCACGGCCCUUCUCACCACCAGCACAACGCAUCCCUGCAUCAGUCAUCGGCGUCGAAUAACUCGAAUGCCAGACCUGCGGAUAAGUCUGGCACGAACCGAAGCGGUCAUCGUGCAAGGAAGCUGCAACUCAGUGAUGUUGAUUGGUAUGACCAGAAGCCUGACUCUUCCCGGAGUCGGGGAAGCGGAUCUUUUCCCCAUGGUCCCCAUCGGGGCCCGCGUAGAACUGCUGGCUGA
This is a messenger RNA of Letharia columbiana, 3606 nucleotides long. RefSeq lists its product as uncharacterized. Gene Ontology annotation, biological process: nuclear-transcribed mRNA catabolic process, nonsense-mediated decay. The coding region runs from base 1 to 3606 and encodes 1201 amino acids. Gene Ontology annotation, cellular component: cytoplasm; exon-exon junction complex. The record is from RefSeq and is a predicted model, not a curated record. Gene Ontology annotation, molecular function: protein binding; RNA binding. NCBI's taxonomy places the organism in Eukaryota, Fungi, Ascomycota, Lecanoromycetes, Lecanorales, Parmeliaceae. The transcript is spliced from 9 exons.